Messenger RNA from Ornithorhynchus anatinus (platypus), 1783 nucleotides. It is a transcript of the gene OSR1, whose product is annotated as odd-skipped related transcription factor 1. The record is from RefSeq and is a predicted model, not a curated record. Lineage: Eukaryota; Metazoa; Chordata; Mammalia; Monotremata; Ornithorhynchidae. Gene Ontology annotation, biological process: regulation of transcription by RNA polymerase II; embryo development; urogenital system development. The coding region runs from base 377 to 1162 and encodes 261 amino acids. Gene Ontology annotation, cellular component: nucleus. The transcript is spliced from 3 exons. Gene Ontology annotation, molecular function: RNA polymerase II transcription regulatory region sequence-specific DNA binding; DNA-binding transcription factor activity, RNA polymerase II-specific.
CCGGAGCUGGGCUUCUCCCCGGUUCGGUCUCCCCCGGCUGGCAGCCACAGUGCCCCCGAGGCAGGCGGGCAGAAGGGCAGGAGGGCCAGCGGGUGGGCAGGGGGCUGCCCUCCCCCCUGGACGCUGGGCCCCGGGCUCGCCCCCCUCCUCCCUCCCCUCGCCCCCCACGAGGAUCUGGCCGAGCCCAAGGCGGGGCGACCGAGGACCCAGAGCCGGGAGCCAGGCGGGGCGAGCGCUGCGCCCAGUGCCAGCGCCUCUGCCCUGCCCCGGGACCGGCCCCGGGGCUCCCACGCCGGACACUCUACUGCGGGACGGCCACGGAGCGCGGCUCGAAGCCAGGCCGGCGACUCUCUCCCCGCGGCUCUCAGCCACCACCAUGGGCAGCAAAACCCUGCCGGCGCCGGUGCCCAUCCACCCUUCCUUGCAGCUCACCAACUACUCCUUCCUGCAGGCGGUGAACGGGCUACCCGCCGUGCCCUCGGACCACCUGCCCAACCUGUACGGCUUCAGCGCCCUGCACGCCGUGCACCUGCAUCAGUGGACGCUGGGCUACCCGGCCAUGCACCUGCCCCGCUCCUCCUUCUGCAAGGUGCCCGGGGGUGUGUCCAGCCUGGUGGACGCCCGCUUCCAGCUGCCAGGCUUCCCCUGGUUCCCGCACGUCAUCCAGCCGAAGCAGGAGGCCGGGGGCGCCCCUUCGAAGACCAAGCCCCGCUUUGACUUUGCCAACCUGGCCUUGGCCGCCACCCAGGAAGACCCCUCCAAGCUGGGGCAGGGCGAGGGGCAGGGCUCGCCGCCGGGGCUGGGCUCCCUGCUGGACGUGGCCAAGCUGUCGCCGGAGAAAAAGCCCACGCGGGGUCGCCUGCCGUCCAAGACCAAGAAGGAGUUCGUCUGCAAAUUCUGCGGCCGUCACUUUACCAAGUCCUACAACCUGCUGAUCCACGAGCGGACUCACACGGACGAGCGGCCCUACACGUGCGACAUCUGCCACAAGGCCUUCCGGAGGCAGGACCAUCUCCGAGACCACAGAUACAUCCACUCUAAAGAAAAACCUUUCAAGUGUCAAGAGUGCGGGAAAGGAUUUUGCCAGUCCAGGACUCUAGCCGUCCACAAGACACUGCACACGCAAGUCAAGGACCUCAAACCCUCCAAAAUCAAAUGUUAAUCAUCCCCAGAAGUCCCGAUAGCCUCCUCACCCCCCGCCCCCAACCACCACCACCCCUGCCCCUGUCCGUACCCCGCUCCGGCCCUCCUAGGCUUGCCCACUUCCAAACGGAUCGAAGCUCCUCGCACCACCGGGGAAGCGGGACGUUUCUUCCCCAAGUAGCUCCCCACCUGGCUGGCUCCCUACUUGCGAUCCCGUGGGGGCAAAAGCCAGGGAGCCCGCGGGCGUGUGGCUUCCAGGAACUUUGUACCAAAAGGUGGUGCUCUCGUAUCGGACAGAUAGCUCCCCGGACUGGAAAGCCACCGCAGCGUAACUUUCAGAAGUAUUACUUUUUUUUCCUAUUGUUAUUUUAUACGUUUUAAUUUUGUUUUGUUUUUUUGUUUUUUUUUUAAAAAAACUGUAUAAGCUUGUAACUCUUACACUGCGGAAAAGGAUCCAGGAGAACCGUUGAGAAACUUCUUCGGAUUCACAUCACCUUUCGUCCUCCCCCUCCCUCCCUGCAGAUUUAAGGGAAAAAAAUACCCCUCUCUCUCCCUCUUUCUCUUCCCCCUCCUUACUUUUUCUCUCUGGCUGUCCCUUUCUCCUGCCCCCCCCUUAUCUAGUUCUCCUUUCUCCCUUCCU